UCAGUUUUUGCCAACUCUUACCGUCUGUGGUCUGUCGGUGAGGAAGUCCAGUAACCAGUUGCAUAGUGGGGUGCUGAUGCCUAUUUCGCCGAGUUUAUUCACCAGGUGUUGGGGGAUGACUGUGUUGAAGGCGGAGCUGAAGUCGAUAAACAGCAUCCGCACGUAACUGUUAUUGUUUUCCAGAUGAGCCAGGCUUAGGUGGAGUGCUGUUGCUAUGGCAUCAUCAGUGGAACGGUUAGGACAGUACGCAAACUGGAAUGGGUCAAGUGUAGAGGGGAGACUGGAUGUUAUGUGGGCCUUGACCAACCUUUCAAAGCACUUCAUCAUGAUGGACGUGAGUGCUAUGGGCCGGUAAUCGUUCAGUGUUGAGGCACUGUGAAUCUUCGCUGCAUCCUUUCCAGCUUGACAACAUCUUUCCUAUAACAUGGUGCCCAGAACUGAACACAACACGGCCUCACAAAUAUGUCCUCACCAUCGUCUUAUGUAACUGCAACAUAAUCAAUACAUUAUAGAAUCAAUAUAUAUUAUUUAAUAGAAUCGACAAUAAAUUAGUAAGAGUGUCAGGGGUUAUGUGGAGAAGGCAGGAGAAUAGGGUUGAGAGGGAAAGAUAGAUCAGCCAUGAUUGAAUGGUGGUGUCGACUUGAUGAGCCAGAUUACCUAAUUCGGCUCCUAAAACUACCACUCCGAUAAUGGCCAAUGUACCAAAAUUCUUUGUGACCACUCUAUCCACCUGUGACAGCAAGUAUAAUGAGAAUUGUGCUUACUUUAAUCAGUAAGUGUGUACAUUAAGAGAUGUGUUGAUUUAUUUGUUGCCUUAGCAUCCCAGGUGAGGAAAUUGCUUGAGGCCAGAAUCCUCAAUGAUAUUUCAAUGUACGCUCCACUUGCAGUUUGGAGAGAUGAUAUUCCUGUGAGAAUCCCAGAGAUGGAUACAAUUGAAUUAACGGUAGUUGACCAUGUGGGUAUUGUCAGCCUAUAUAAAGCGGCACAAGUAUCUUUGUGUAUACAAGACGCGGUGUCUUUCCACACUUGGAUAUGUAUCGCCUGGUGGUCUUGGUUGCUCUCCCGUUUCUGGGGGUAGCCGACUCGACCUGCAAACGUUUUGCACAUUUUGACUUGCCCGAACUGUCUGAGGACGGAGACGUUGUUAUCGGAGGUGUGUUCCCAAUCUACAACAAGGCUUUGGAGGAAAAGCACUCUUUUAAAACCAAACCUACACCUUCACGCUGUGUCAGCUUUGACCUCAGGGCGUUUCGCUGGACACAGGUUAUGAUCUUUGCCAUAAAGGAGAUAAACCGGGAUCACACGCUCCUGCCAAACAUCACGCUGGGGUACAGGAUCCACGAUUCCUGUGCCUCGCCCUCGCAGUCUGUGAGAGCGGCCCUCACGUUGAUUAGCGGACAGGAAACAAGCAGCCCUGACUUUAAAUGCACGGGAGCCCCUCCAGUGCCCGUCAUCAUCGGAGAGUCGGGAUCAUCCCAAUCGAUAUCCAUUUCAAGAGCAGUCGCACCCUUUGGAGUCUCAAUGGUUAGUUAUUUCUCUACCUGUGCAUGCCUUAGCAACAAGCAGGAAUACCCAACAUUUUUUAGAACAGUCCCAAGCGACUUAUUUCAAUCCAAGGCUUUAGCUCAGCUGGUGAAGUACUUUGGCUGGACUUGGAUUGGAACCAUUGCCGCAGACAAUGAUUAUGGCCAGUAUGGGGUCCAAGCAUUCAGUGAGCAGGUGAAGGAAGCUGGGGCCUGCAUCGCUUUUUCAGAAACGGUUCUCAGAACAUACCCCAAGGAGAGGAUCCUCAAGAUCGUAGGGACCAUAAAAAGGUCGACUGCCAAGGUCAUCCUGGCCUUCGCCACCGAGGGCGACCUUUACCCUCUGCUGAGAGAAAUUGUCCAUCAGAACAUCACCGGGAUUCAGUGGAUAGCGAGUGAGGCUUGGAUUACAGCAUCGAGACCUUCCAGCAAGCACAAUUUCCAAUCUCUCGGGGGCACGAUUGGAUUUGCAAGCCACAAAAUGAAAAUCCCCGAAUUUGGAAGAUUCCUCUCAAGUCUACGCCCUUCAAAUUCAACUGGGAGCUUCCUGGAUGCUUUCUGGGAGACACUGUUUGAUUGCUCUUUUAAAGCAGAAAUGCACGACUCUGCAUUUAACACUGCAAAAUGCUCGGGUCAAGAGGACUUGCAGAGGGUGAAUCACUCCUUCUUUGACAUCAAUCAAUUGCGAGUGACUUAUAACGUCUACAAAGGAGUUUAUGCCAUCGCGCAUGGCCUCCAUAAUUUGCUAUUUUGUCCAGAUAAAUUAUUGGGAGCUAAUCUCUGCGCCAACGUUUCAAAUAUUGAUCCAUGGCAGCUAUUUCAUCACUUGAAAGAUGUAAGAUUCACCAACCGUCUUGGAGAACAAGUAUAUUUUGAUCCCAACGGCGAUCCACCUGCAUCAUACGAUAUCAUAAACUGGCAGAUGAAUGACAAGGGCUUGGUUCAACAUGUAACAGUCGGCUAUUUUGACACAUCUGCGGCACUGGGAAAAGAGUUUGUGAUAAAUGAAGAUAUUAUUCUCUGGCAUGGGAACCAAAGAACAGUCCCACAGUCCAUCUGCAGUGAACAUUGCCCACCUGGCACUCGAAAAGCUGCACAAGAUGGACAACCUAUUUGCUGCUUUGACUGCAUCUUGUGUGCCGAAGGUGAAAUCAGCAACUCAACAGAUUCAAUAGAAUGCAUGAAGUGCCCCUUGGAAUAUUGGUCCAGUCAGGACAGACAACAGUGUGUAGAUAAAGACAUUGAGUUCCUUUCGUUUGAUGAUACGAUGGGAAUAAUACUGGGGGCUGUGGCGUUGCUUGGCACGUUGAACACUCUCGUUAUUGCAUCUCUCUUCCUGUACCACAAGGAUACGCCCAUCGUCAAGGGCAAUAAUGCUGAGCUCAGUUUCCUGCUGCUGUUUUCCCUGGGACUUUGCUUCCUGUGCUCGCUCACCUUCAUCGGCCGCCCUUCCCACUGGUCCUGCGCACUGCGGCACACUCUUUUCGGGAUCGCGUUUGCCCUCUGCGUAUCCUGCCUGCUGGUCAAGACUGUUGUGGUGCUAUCGGCCUUUAAGGCGACUGGCCCCCAGACGAGGACAAUGAAGUGGUUCGGAGCUGCCCAGCAAAGACUCAUCGUUUGUGGGUGCACCCUCCUCCAAAUUCUGAUCUGCGUCACCUGGCUUGCCAUGGCACCACCCUUCCCAUCGAAGAACAUGAGAUACCACAACACAAAGAUUCUGCUGGAGUGUGAUGUAGGAUCUCCAAUAGCUUUCUACUGCGUAUUGGGCUACAUCGGUGUUUUGUCCGGCUUGUGUUUUGUGCUGGCUUUUCUAGCUAGGGAGCUCCCUGGGAAAUUCAAUGAGGCCAAACUCAUAACCUUCAGCAUGAUCAUCUUCUGUGCUGUUUGGCUGACCUUCAUUCCAGCCUACGUCAGCUCACCGGGAAAGUACACCGUUGCCGUUGAAAUCUUUGCUAUUCUGUCCUCCAGCUUUGGUUUGCUUUUCUGCAUUUUCGUUCCCAAGUGCUACAUUAUCUUGUUCAAACCAGAGGAAAAUACCAAGAAGGGCUUGAUGGGGAAAGGCACUUUCAAAAAGAGUUAACAGGGAAGCCACAUAUGCUAAUGUCAUCCAUCCCUUCAGAAAGGCUUUAGAGAAGAGACAUUGACACUUGGAACCAUCAAGAUCCUCCUCACUAGUUAUUUUUGAGUGAAAGAUACAGCGUGGAAACCCACGCCGACCAUCGAUCUCCCGUUCACACUAGUUCUUUUAUCCCACUUUCAAAUCCGCUCCCUACACAUUAGGGGCAAUUUACAGAGGGUCAAUUAAUCUACAAACCCGCACGUCUUUCUGAUUUCCGCCCAAAUAUGAUGCCAGGACCAUCUCUUAUCUACUUACGCAUAUUCCAUUUCCCUUCAUUCCCUGCAUAUCCAUGGGUCUAUCCAAAAGCCUCUUUAAUACCACUAUCGUAUCUGCCUCCACCACCACCCCUGGCAGCGUGUUCCAGGCACCCACCACUCAAUGCAAAAACUUGUCCUGCACAUCUUUAAAAUUUACCACUCUCACCUUAAAGCUGUGCUCUCUAGCAUUUAAUUUCUCCAUCCUGGAAAAGGUUCUGACUGUCUACCUCAUCUAUUGUUUUAUGUUGAAUUUAUUGUCAAUAUGCACGUUCAGUGAGGUACAGGUACAUCGAACAUCUUGCUUGCAGCAGCUUCACAGGCACAUAGCCUCAGAUGAACACACAAAAUUAUACUUAGAUUACACAGAAAAUUGUGCAAGGCAGUAAUGAGAAACAAGCCUGUGCAACAAAGUGACAAUGCGAAAACCACAAUUAGAAAACAAGCUCACAGUAGUGGAAGAGGUGCUCCGUGGUGUUCCAUGGCCAAGGUAGGAUUAGCGUUGUGUGGGUCGGAUUAACAACCUGAUGGUUGCAGGAAAGUCGCUGUUCCUGAACCUGGUGGUGUGGGACUUCAUGCUUCUGUACCUCCUGCUCGACAGUAGCAGUGAGAAAAAGGCACGGCCCGAAAGGUGGGGAUCCCUUAUGGUAGAUAUGAUAGAUUCUGCCUACUUUGGUUGGUAUUUUGAUAUCCAAUUCCAAUAUGUACCGUGUACUGCAAUAUGUCAAAUCUGGUAAUAAAGGUGAUUAUUUCAUUUAAUACUUCAUUAAUACGACCAUUAAUUAGCCAUAUGAUGAUUCAUUUCAUAAUUUACUAUACUUUUGUCAAUAUAACAAUGAAAGCUGCAAUGAUAAUUGAUGCAACACAAUAGACAACCUUCUAUUCUCUGUAGAAGCAAAGAACUGCAGAUGCUAGUAAGUCAUGGAAUGCCACAAAGUGCUGGAGUAUCUCAGCUGGUCAGGCAGCAUCCCUGGAGAACAUGGAUAGGUGAUGUUUCAGGUCUGGACUCCUAUAUUCACUAAAUUACUUAUUUCAAUAUGAUUGAAAAUACAGUGAAUAUAGUUUGUGCUAAAUGGGGCAGGUUUGAAUGGUUGAAGGUAAAGACUUUGUUCUUUCGAUCAAUAGGCAUGUAUUAAGUAUCCAGAGAAAUUGAAUUAAACUUAUGCUUUGAACGACAGAUUGAUUUUCUUUGUUAUGUAUCAAUAUGCAUUUGCCAUUCAAUUUGUUUUUCCUUUCUUGUACACUUCAUUUUUUUUGAAGACCCGGGUUCACUGAAGCCAAUUCUAACUUCCCCAUGGUUUCUGUAGCCUCUUUGUCUCCUCUCACUCUAGUUUAGUUUAGUUCAUUGUCACGCGUACAGUGAAAAGCUUUUUUAUUCCGUGCUAUUUUAUUGAGUCAGUGACAAGUCAUGUGUCCACAAUUCUCCGUAUUAUCUUGCGGUUUUGGAUGGUACUGUCCCCAAUCCAUGUUGUGAUGUAU
Molecule: messenger RNA, 5375 nt
Organism: Leucoraja erinaceus (little skate)
Lineage: Eukaryota; Metazoa; Chordata; Chondrichthyes; Rajiformes; Rajidae
Product: extracellular calcium-sensing receptor-like
Exons: 6
Coding region: 1033-3603 (856 amino acids)
Biological process (GO): G protein-coupled receptor signaling pathway
Cellular component (GO): membrane
Molecular function (GO): G protein-coupled receptor activity
Source: RefSeq, a predicted model, not a curated record